Chara braunii is the source of this 2761-nucleotide messenger RNA. The record is from the annotation of a GenBank genome assembly. NCBI's taxonomy places the organism in Eukaryota, Viridiplantae, Streptophyta, Charophyceae, Charales, Characeae.
AGAUUGUUGUCGUCUCGAAGUUGUGGAGGACGAGGACGAGAGGUUUUAUCUUUUUCAUUUUUAUAUCUGGAUGUGAAGAGCGUCGGGAAAGAGAGUUUUUGUGAUUUAAAAAAAAAAAAACACUUUUAUUUCGACUUUUGCUAUUGUUAUUUUUGUAAGCGCUGUGACGAGCAAGGCAACAGUAAACAUGUCACGAUGGAAACCUGCGAAGACGGCUGGUCGAGAACCUGCUGCGACAUCCACUUCUGUACAUAAACCGGGUCUGUGUGACAUCGCUUACGACUCGACAGGCAAAUACAUUGUCACUUGCGGUUCGGAUGGCCAUGUGAGUGUGUGGCACGCAGGUGUGACAGGCAAGAAACACUUGGAUAUCCCUGUCUCUCAACAAAAGCGACCCAUAACUGCUGCAGUUGUCAGUCCAAAUGGCAGUUUUCUGGCAGCAGGUUCCGAAGACAAUUCUGUCAAGCUGUACACCUUUCCUGAUGGCGAGUUUUUGAGCAUUGUGACCCGAUUCAGUUUGGCGGUCCGAGCAGUUGCUUUCAACUCAACGGGAAGCAUCCUUGCUGCUGGUGGAGAUGCUGAAAGCAUCAAACUUCUAACGGUACCUGAUUGCUCGACGGUUUGUAAUUUGAAAGCGCACGAGGGUCAAGUGUGCAGCCUCGCUUUUGAUCCCAGGGAUGAUUAUCUGUUAUCCUCGGACACAAAUGGAACAAUCAUUGUUUGGGAUGUGGCAGCCGCCAAGGCCGUUCAUACUCUGCCACACGUGGCCCCUAGGACUGUCGCCACGUGGGCACUCAGGAACUGCGUUGGCUGGCAUCCUGAUGGCAGUCUGUUUGCGGUGCCAGGCUUGUCUUGCGAAGUGAUCCUCUACAAGAGGCAGACAGCUGAGGUGCACUGCAGCCUCAAGGGGGCCCAUAUGGCGGAUGUGGGGGUGAUUGCAUGGUCCCCUAAUGGGAAAUACUUAGCUUCUGCAGGGGAGGAUCACCAGGUGCUAGUCUGGCAUGUCGAUGAGCGACAGGAUUUAGGACGAUUGAGAAAUGGUGACAUGACCGUUUCCGGUUUGUCGUGGAGUCCUGAAGGCAAUGCUAUCGCUUUGAUCGAUAUGGAUGGUAAAUAUCGCAUCUGGGACCGGCCAGUUCCUGAGCAUAUGCCGUCACCUACAGAAGGUUCAUUGCCACCACCAGUAAACUCGACAGUGGAUCGGAAGAAGUUGAUGAAGUUUGAUGAGAGCAAGGAAAUGAAGAAGGGAAAGGAGGAUGAUGAGGAAGAAGAAGAGGAGGAGGAGGAGGAAGAUGAAGAAGAGGGGGAGGAGAGCAGAGAAAAUGGAAGCGAGGAGGAGGAGGAGGAGGAGGAGGACGAGGAUGAAGAAGAUAGAAUCAAAAGGAGGCAGAAGAAACAUGAUCGACAAUUCUUUGGAAAGGAUGAAGAUGACAAGCUUGAUAAGAAUGAUAGUGAUGGAAGUGAAACACGUUUUUCAAAGAAAUAUAAGUUGCCCACUAAGAAGGUGGAUUCAGAGAUUGGAGGUGGUGAGAAGAAGGUAAAGAAGGCGGAAAGAAGUACAAAGGAUGCAAAAGCCAAGGUUGGGGGACACUUCGCUUACCCUACACAACCACAGGGGCCUUUCCAACCCUGUUCGACUCACAAAGUUGAUGGGAGGAAGCGUUUCUUGGCGUACAAUCUGUUGGGGAGCAUCACCGUUAGGGAGGAGGAUGGGCAUUCUUCUGUGGAGGUGGAGUUCCAUGACACAAGCACACACACAGCACGUGUGCCAGUUAUGACGGACUACUUUGGAUUCACAAUGGCAGCUCUCAGUGACAAAGGAUGUGUGUUUGCCAAUCCAUGGAAGAGCGAGAAACAUGCCAGCACUCUGUUUUACCGGCCAUUUAACAGCUGGGCUCCACGAAGUGAGUGGACUGUGCAGUUUACUGGAGAAGAAGAGGUCAGGGCAGUGGCUAUAGGACAAUCGUGGGCUGCUGCAGCGACAAGCAUGAACUAUUUGCGAAUCUUUUCUGAGGCGGGUCUACAGAGGAACCCCCCCAGAACGGCCUUGUCCUUCAUCAGCCAAACCGGCCCCGGUAACGAAUGGGGAUUGAUGACCCUGCAUGUCUUAGAGGAGCCAGGGGCCACGGUCAGUAAGGUAUUAGAAUACGUGAUGUAUGACAUCUCUGAGCAGAAGCGGAUGUGUGGGGGUCGAGUGGCACUCAGCCCAUCUUCGAUGCUGACAUGGCUUGGCUUCACCGAAUCAGGCCUCCUGAGCACAUAUGAUUCCAAGGGAGUUCUGCGUGUCCUCUUUGACAUCUAUGGCGGAAGCUGGGUGCCAGUAUUCAGCUCUGCUGCGGAGCGGAAAAGUAAUGAGGAGGUGCAUUGGGUGGUGAGCUUGAACGAGUCACAGCUCUUCUGCAUCAUUUGCAAGUUGCCGGAGGCUCAGCCGCAGGUGAUGCCCAGGCCUGUUCUGACGGUGGUUAAGCUCACAAUACCUCUUGCACAUCUGAAUGGAGGAUCUGUUGCAUUGGAGGAGGAGUACCUUAGAAAUACCCUUGUUCUAUCUCAGUUACGAGCCCGGGUUGACAAAACUUUAGCAGAAGGAAAGGAGGACGUGGAACAAGAAAAUCGGGUUCUAAAAAUGGAAGGGGAGCAAGACAGAUGCCUGGUAAAGCAAAUGGUGGCGGCCUGCAAAGGUAUUUUACUAUGUCCCAUUUGCAAGUUGUAUUUUCUGCGGAUUUGAGCCGUGGUAAAUGGUAGAUAAAUGUUCAUGAAGCUA